This is a messenger RNA of Anoplopoma fimbria (sablefish), 2676 nucleotides long. It is a transcript of the gene pdcd4a, whose product is annotated as programmed cell death 4a. Gene Ontology annotation, biological process: negative regulation of DNA-templated transcription. The record is from RefSeq and is a predicted model, not a curated record. The transcript is spliced from 11 exons. Gene Ontology annotation, cellular component: nucleus; cytosol. The coding region runs from base 417 to 1823 and encodes 468 amino acids. NCBI's taxonomy places the organism in Eukaryota, Metazoa, Chordata, Actinopteri, Perciformes, Anoplopomatidae.
AGUUAAAAACAGACUUUGUUUAUCUUGCAGGUUGCUCUCUGAAAUGCUCUCCGACUAGUUAACCUACUUUUCUUUUCCACUCUCAACGUUAUUUACUCUCCUCAGCCGUAAACGCUGAGAAGAGUACUAAACCCUUUUUUUUUUUUGCAUUUCACUCCUCAUUUAUACAGUAUUUUUGCUCCCUUUGUAAUUCAAUUUCAUUUUAUUUUUUUUAUUUAUUUUUUUUGCAAUCGACACCGUGCUGCACGAAAAAAGGGUCUCGACUCCGAUUUCCCCCUCCGGCACGUGCCAUUUGUCAAAAGACCCCAAAAAAAAGAAGCUAUUUUUUUGGGGGGCAAUUCGUUGCAGCUGAAGCUCGACUGCAGGAGCUCAACGAGAGGAUUUUGUUUUUAAUCGGAGCAUUUUGAGAGAGCACCAUGGCGACCGAGGUGGAUACGUGGUCCUCCGCUUCCAAAGCCGACGGCGUGUUCUCUUUCGACGACAACCUGUCUGAGGCUAACCAUCCCUACAGCGUUGACGAUGACUUGCUGAAUGAGGCGGAGGUGAACGGUAACUGGACUCCUCAGGAGAAAGCCCUCCACGAGGCUCGUCUCAAAGCCAAAGCCAAGCGCCGCCUGCGCAAGAACUCAUCUCGCAACUCCACCAGCGAGUCCUUCUCUGAGUCCGGAGAAUUAUCGGGAGGUGACCCCAACAGUCCAAAGGGCAAAAUCGGCACUAAUGACCGCAAAUCCAGGACGGGCAAAGGCAGAGGACUGCCAAAAAAAGGUGGAGCAGGUGGUAAAGGAGUUUGGGGGGCUGCUGGGAUGGUUUAUGAAGAUGAGGAGCCUGAUGUGCGGGAUCCAAACUACGAUGAGUCUGCUCAGGGGGACACAGUUUAUGCAACAGUUGUCCCGGAGGUAGAUGAGAAGGAACUGGAAAAAAUGGUCAACCCAAUUGUCCAGGAGUACUUUGAACAUGGAGACACAAAAGAGGUCCAGAUGUUGCUGAAGGGGCUCAACCUGGGCCAGCAUAAGUUCGAGUUCUCCUCCCUGGCUGUGUCCCUGUCCCUGGAGGGCAAAGCCAGCCACAGAGAGCUGACCUCCCGUCUGCUGUCUGAUCUGUCGGGCAAGAUGCUGUCACAAAGUGAAAUGGCCCGCGCCUUUGAUAAGAUACUCAAAGAGCUGCCAGACCUGAUACUGGACACACCGGAGGCUCCUCAGAUGCUGGGCCAGUUUGUAGCCCGAGCCAUAGCAGACCAUGUCCUCCCCAUGUCUUUCCUGGACUUUUACAAGGGCAAAGUGGACUGUGAGCAUGCCAGAGUGGCUUUAGACCGUGCUGAAGUGCUGCUGACCAUGAAGAGGGAGAUGGUCCGUCUAGAUAAUGUGUGGGGCGUGGGUGGAGGCCUGAGACCUGUCAAGCAUCUCGUCAAAGAGAUGAACCUCCUGCUCAAGGAGUACCUGAUAUCAGGAGACGUGUCUGAGGCAGAGCACUGUCUGCGGGACCUGGAAGUCCCACACUUCCACCAUGAGCUGGUCUAUGAGGCUGUAGUGAUGGUGCUGGAGUCGAAAGGAGACACUGCCAGUCAUAUGAUGAUAAAGCUGCUGCAGUCCUUCUGGAAAACAGGCCUCAUCACUGUGGAUCAGAUGAACAGGGGUUUCCAGCGCGUCUAUGAUGAGCUCCCAGAAAUCAACCUUGAUGUGCCGCAUGCCCACUCUAUCAUGGAGACCUUUGUGGACCUCUGCUACCAAGAGGCGGUCAUCACCAAACAGCUGAGGGAUGCAUGUCCUGCCAGAGGACGAAAGCGUUUUGUGAGUGAGGGAGAUGGAGGAGUGAUCAAGAACUGAUCCCCAAGAGGAAGAGCAGCGGCAGCAGGAUGAGGAGGAGGGGUGUCUACAGGUUGUUGCACCCAGAUUCUGCUCCAGCAUGUUUUCCUCUGAAACCAGGCAUGCUGGCAGUCUUAAGUUUCCUUGUUCCUCUCCCAAUAAUGUUGUCAUUACACAAACCAGCAUUGACGUUUGGUGAAAGUAUACUGAAGAAGUCGCCAAGGGGUUCAGUUCCAUUCAUCUUGUUAAUCACUGUUUUUGGACAUUUUUUUUGUAAGAAAAUUCUUUACUUUUUGGGUUCAUGCACCCCUCUUUCCUCAGUCUUUGUACCUGUUUCUCAAUAAUAGUUUGAGUCAGAGCUGCAGACAUACAGGGGGACAGGGAGGGGUGUGUGGGAGAUGAAUAUGGGUGUUUUGUCUCUUGCUUUGCUUCACCUCCAUUUUUUUUUUUUCCCCAUGUAAAGCGCUUUAAAUGAAAAAAAAGCACUUAGAAGACAGAUAAUACUGUACAGUCAUUGAGCAUUUGGUAAUUUAGCUCAAAAAUAAGGAUCUAAACCAUUUUUUUCAACCAAAAAUUAUUUGAAAUUUUUUCAAGGACAUCGUGCUUUCUACCUUCUGGCUCAAGUGGUUCUAUCGAUCCGUUAUGAACAGAGGUUUUUGUUAUUUUUAUUUUUUUUUGCAUCUGGGUCCCUGAGACCAAAUGUUCACUUUAUAAAGCAAAGCAGUCAAAGCAAGAGGUGUUUGGGUGCUCUUUGGGUGGUUAUUUGAAAUUUGCAUUAGGGCAAAUAUACUUUGGAAGCCGUUUUCUCAAAAAAAUAAUAAUAAAGUAAAUUGGGAUUAAUGUGUGUUUAAAGAAUAAAGAAAAAAAAAGAUAA